CCCAAUCUUUCUCUCCGUAUCCUUGCAAAAUGGAGCUCCAGAAGGGCCAGUACCAUCCCGCAGGAGCAGACGACCUACGUUCUCCGUGUCCUGUUCUCAAUUCACUCGCCAACCAUGGCUAUAUCGCGCGCGACGGAAAGUCCAUCACCGCUGCUGAGCUGAAAUCGGCCAUUCGAUAUGUCGGGUUAGGCCUGGACAUAGCCUCUGUUCUCGUAAGCCGUGUCUUUCAAAUCCACUCCGACGACGCAAAACACGGACCACCAGGAAGCUCCCAAGUUGGACUACGCGACCCGGGACAAGUGAAUAGAGACGGGAUACCAGUGCUCAACCUCGAUCAAGUCGGCCGUCCUCAUGCUUUGGAACACGAUGUCUCAAUCACCCGACAAGACCGCGCGUUGGGCGACUGCAUCCACCUAGACCCUGACCUAUACAAACAAUUCCUUCGGACUGCGAAGGAAGGGAAGUUUCACAGCACAGUCAUGGGAAGGUAUCGAAAGGUGCGAUAUGAUGAACAGCAGAGGGACAAUCCACACCUGCAGUUUGGCAAAUUCGAACACUACGUUGCGUGUUCUGAAGUGGCAGCUCUGCGAAGUGUCUUUGGCAAGGGUGUCACGAAGGGUAUCCCGGAUGACUAUGUGCGUGCUGUCUUUGGCGAAGAGCGUCUGCCGUACGAGGAAGGUUGGAGCCCACGACGAUUCAAGGUGUAUUUCCCAGAGGCACUAGCGCUGCUGUUAGUCAUUUCGCACUAUGCUUGGCCUUUUUAAGCGCUAGAUUAGGCUGCAUGGCGCUAUUGAGGUGCAGGUUCGCUUGGCAAUUUAGGCAUAGCUGAAUGGCCUUGGGAGAUGAUUCUUCUUUAAUGUGCGAUGUUGGGUUUUGAUCAACAUGUUGGGGCUUGUCAGGCUGACAGCACGGGCGCGCUAUUGUCAUAUGUGCUUUUUUGGGAUCGGUAAUCAUGAAGAUUCAAAUUUUGGCUCCGAUUGAAGAUUACAGUGAUUGAUCAUUUAUUGUUUCUACUGAGUACAAAUAUCAUAUAGAUUGCAUGAUCCCCUCGCUUUGGCUAUAUCACCCCACAAUAGCCUUUGUGUCUCGCCCACAGAAGGCUUGUUUCGGAUUCCCCUCAUUUUGGCUGCACUUCUGUCUCGGUUCACUGCUGGGGCCGCCCGUGUCACUAAAUUUAGAACAGAUAACAGGUCGCCAUGGAACUUUCAGUUUAUGAUCUAGAGCAACAUUAAUAUCAUUAUUUCAGCCAGAAUGGCAUUCCUUUCUACAGCUGCUAUGAUUCGAAGCAAUACCUUGAAUAUUCUGUCAUGAUCAAUGGCGAUGACUAAUGCACUGGAACAGGGUCCAGGGGUCACCUUCCCAACUGAGACAAGCGUUGUCAGGGACCGUGCAAACAGAACAUACGCUUCUUGUUCUGGAAACAUCCCAGCCAGCGCAAUACAUCCUUGCCUAUCAAUAAUCCAGCAUUAAGCAGCAGAGAC
Aspergillus welwitschiae is the source of this 1481-nucleotide messenger RNA. RefSeq names its product putative peroxidase. Bases 30 to 764 code for a protein of 244 amino acids. Gene Ontology annotation, molecular function: peroxidase activity. NCBI's taxonomy places the organism in Eukaryota, Fungi, Ascomycota, Eurotiomycetes, Eurotiales, Aspergillaceae. The transcript has a single exon. The record is from RefSeq and is a predicted model, not a curated record.